Molecule: messenger RNA, 3242 nt
Organism: Sitodiplosis mosellana (orange wheat blossom midge)
Lineage: Eukaryota; Metazoa; Arthropoda; Insecta; Diptera; Cecidomyiidae
Product: neprilysin-2-like
Exons: 12
Coding region: 629-3100 (823 amino acids)
Biological process (GO): protein processing
Cellular component (GO): plasma membrane
Molecular function (GO): metalloendopeptidase activity
Source: RefSeq, a predicted model, not a curated record
ACGAAAUGUGAUACGUAAAUCGAAACCCGUACGAUAACAUGUUCUGAUUUAUAUUUUUGAAUUGUUUACUCCGGUAUGAAUUAUUAUAUUUAUGUGAUACGACGAACUUUGUGCUUUUGUUAUUCGAUUGAAAUUCCCAAUUUUUUGUUUGGGUGGUGCCAUUUUAUGAAAGGAAAAAAAAGUCCAAAUGCUUUUAGGUUUUUGAAAGUGAAAUGAUGACCAACUUUUUCAUUCUGCAUACAAUUUAUGUAAAUCUAAAUCAAUGAAUUAACGAAAAUUUCAUUUGGCCAUGCAGUAUCGCAAAAUCGAUGUGUGUGUAUGAUGAUUUAUUUAAAAUAUGUGCGAUAUGAUCAUCGAGAGGUAGGGAUGUCGUGUUAAAACGAAGAUGCGCACUGUCCGAAAGGUGCGGCAACAUCCGUAUUGAUUAGUAUGAAAAGCAGAAAUUAAGCGAUACAAAUUCAUGAUCAUCAUCUUUUCGGAAGGAAUAUCGCUGCGCAAAAAUAUCAUCACAUUCAGUCUGACGGCCGAUAGCCACAUUUGAAGACGUGCCGUAAAGAGAAAACAUACAAAUUUUAUUUACACACCUGAGCAUCUGAAUUGAAAUAGCAGUCAAGGUCAAGAAGUCAACAUGCCGCGCCAACGGAACGAGAUUGUGAAAGAGUCAUCAUGCUGGCAAAAUCGAAGUUUGCUAGAGAAAACACUGUUGGUGUUUUGCAUUUUUGCUGUCAUCGCAAUUCUUGCAUUAUCUUUGUCACUUUACGUGCUGAAUUUGGGAAAAGAACGUUACGACACAAAAUUGAAUCAAGCUGAAGCAUUGCGAAAUGCUCGACAAUUGGAUCAACCUUACGCAAAAACAUCUCCGGAUAUGCAAUGGCGUGAUGGACAAACAGCACCACCAUCAUCGCCAGAAUUAUCCGACAGACAAUCAACACAAUCCAUUGAUGGACAAAUACAAAUUGGACAAAACCAAGAUGCAUCAUUCCCAUCCACUCAAGAUGGUCAUUCACAACCGGCUCAAUACGUCAGCAUCGGAGAAUCACAACCAAAACCAGCUCCAGUGUGUGAAACACCAGGAUGUGUUAAGGCCGCUUCCAACAUUCUCAAGCAACUCGACGAAGUUAUCGAUCCAUGUGACAAUUUCUAUGAAUUCGCUUGCGGAAACUACAUAAAAGAAACAAUGUUGCCCGAAGACAAAACAUCAGUCGAUCCAUUCGAUAAAGUUCGUGAUUUGGUUCAAGAACAAUUACGAACCAUUAUCAAUGAACCACCGCUGCCAAACGAAUCGAAACCAUUCAAAUUGGCAAAAAAUUUCAAUUUGGCCUGUUUGAAUAAAACCAACAUUGAAGCACAAGGUACUAAGCCGUUGGCGGAUAUUUUGGAAUCAUUUGGCGGUUGGCCGGUUGUUAAGGGCAAUUCAUGGUCAGAUGCCACAUGGGAUUGGGUUGAAGUUAUCAAGAAAUUCAGACGCAUGGGUCUUCCAACAGCAAUCAUUUUCAACUUUGAUAUCAACACCGAUUUGAAGAACAGUAAACAACGCCAAUUGUAUAUUGACCAAACGGAUCUGGAAUUGGGACGUGAAUAUUUGAUUGAAGGAAUCGAAAACAAAGCCGUUAAAGCUUAUCACAAGUUCAUCGUUGAUAAUGCCGUUAUUUUUGGUGCCGACCAAAAAAAAGCCGAAGAAGAAUUGAAAGACGUGAUUGAGCUUGAAAUUAAACUUGCAAACAUUUCACUCUCACGCGCCGAACGUCGUAAUGCCAGUCUUUUGUAUCACCCAGUGACAAUACGUGAACUACAAGAAUCCUACCCAUAUUUGAACUGGUUGGACUACAUCAAUGCAUUGUUGCCAUCAAACUUGCAAGUUGAUGAGAAUGAAAUUUUGAGCAACACUGUACCGAAAUUUUUCGAGCAAUUGGGUGACAUUCUAAGUUCAACACCAAAACGUACCAUGGCCAAUUAUUUCUUGUGGCGUGUUAUUCUCGCCACAUCUGGAACAUUGACACCAGAAUUGCGUCAACACAAAUUACAGUUCUAUAAAACGGUGUACGGUUUGCAGGGCGAACAGCCUCGCUGGAAAGAGUGCAUACAAUUUUCAUCCGAAAGCUUGCCAAUUUCCGUGGGUGCAUUGUAUGUGCGUAAAUAUUUCAGCGAUGAAUCAAGAAAAACGGCCGUUGAGAUGGUAGAAAAUAUACGUGAUGAGUUCGUGAAUAUUUUGAGUGAAAUUGACUGGAUGGACGAGAAGACUCGACAGGAAGCCAUAAAGAAGGCAAAAGCACUUACCGCUCACGUUGGUUACCCGAACGAGUUGGCUGACAACAACAAACUCGAGGAUUACUACCAAAAUCUGGAAAUUGAGCCGGACAAUUUGCUCUUGAACACGCUGCGCUUGAACGUAUUCAACGCUGACCAUUCAUUCAGUAAAUUGCGUAAACCAGUGAACAAAACUGACUGGGAGACACAUUCAAAACCAGCCGUGGUUAAUGCAUACUAUGCAUCGCUUGAAAACAGCAUCCAGUUCCCAGCUGCGAUCCUCCAAGACGUUUUCUUCUCAGCUGAUCGGCCGCGCUACAUGAACUACGCAAGUAUCGGAAGUGUUAUUGGGCAUGAAAUUACACAUGGAUUCGAUGAUCAAGGGCGUCAAUUUGAUUUAGAUGGCAAUUUGGUUGAUUGGUGGGAUCCAGAGACAAACAAACAAUUUUUGGAGAAGGCACAAUGCAUCAUCGAUCAAUACGGCAACUACACCGAUCUGAAAGCAAACCUUUCGUUGAAUGGAGUGAACACGCAAGGAGAGAACAUCGCUGAUAAUGGUGGUACCAAGGAAUCGUACAUUGCAUACAACAAAUGGGUGCAACGCAACGGACCUGAAGGCACAUUGCCCGGUUUAAAAUACAAUCAAAAGCAAUUGUUCUGGAUCUCAUUCGCCCAAUCACGUUGUACGGUUGCUCGUGAUGAAUUCACGAAAAACAAAAUCCUUACCGGCUUCCACGCACCCAACGAAUUCCGUAUUGUUGGUGUCUUGAACAAUAUGCCUGAAUUUGCGUACGACUUCAAUUGCCCCGAAGGAACCAAAAUGAAUCCGACACAUAAGUGCAAAGUUUGGUAGUCCAUGGAAAAGCAAAAGAAAAAAAAGAAAACAAUGGCGAAAAGUUGUUUUAACUUUCAACUCAAUAGCAAACCAUUAUGUUGGAAAAAUUAUUUGUCCAAAUAAAAAGGAAAAAAAAAACAACAGAAAAAAUCAAUGGAAA